UAAACGCUGUGUUCGACACUGGGACGUUCGUAAAAUGAAGAAAUUUAUAUCAACUGAUCAUCAACACGUCCGCUACAAUCCACUAAAGGAUGAGUGGAUUCUUGUGUCACCGCAUCGCUGCAAGCGACCCUGGAGUGGUCAGACUGAAGACUCGCCGGAGGAACAGGCCCCAGACCCUAAUAACCCGUUGAGAGCUGGUGCUACGAGAGCUAAUGGCCAGAAAAAUCCUAACUAUACAUCGACUUACGUAUUUCCAAAUGAUUUUCCCGCGCUUCUGGAACGAGUCCCGGAACCUCCAGAGUCAGAGCAUCCUUUAUUUGUGUCGUCACAGGCUAAAGGCACUUGCAGAGUAAUGUGUUUCCACCCAGAUUCUUCUAUGACGAUUCCUCUGAUGUCUGUAAAAGAAAUACGAGCAGUGAUUGAUGAAUGGAUAAAUCAAAUGACAGAAUUAGGUCGGCGCUUCACUUGGGUUCAGAUAUUCGAGAACAAGGGUGCUGUGAUGGGGUGUUCCAACCCCCAUCCCCACUGUCAGAUAUGGGCGUCUAGUUUCUUACCCAAUGAACCUAGGGUUAAGGAUAGGUGUCAAAAAGAAUACUACAUAAAAUACGGAAAGCCUUUACUUGCAGAUUAUGUAGAACAAGAAAUAUUGAAAAAGGAACGUAUAAUAAUCCAAAAUGAAGAGUGGAUAGCAGUUAUUCCAUACUGGGCAUCUUGGCCCUACGAAACUAUGCUGUUACCUCUAAAAGGAAGGCCUCAGAGAAUGACAGAUUUAAACGAGAAUCAAAAGACGGCGCUGGCGGAAAUAAUGAAACAUUUGAACACGAAGUUUGAUAAUUUGUUCAAUUGCAGCUUUCCGUAUAGCAUGGGAUGGCAUGGUGCUCCAACAGGCCCCUCCACGUGCCCAGGGGAUUCUCCGCACUGGAUAUUUCACGGCAUAUACCUCCCUCCUCUCUUACGCUCGGCUAGUGUCAAAAAGUUCAUGGUUGGUUACGAAAUGCUAGCACAACCACAGCGGGAUCUUACACCAGAACAAGCGGCUGAGAAACUGAGAGAAUGCGAUCAUUUGGUGCAUUAUAAGAAUAAGAAUGUUUAAAAGGUUAAGGGCAAGGUUUAAAGGUGUUAGAAGCUCUAAAAUAUCAUAUGUACUUACAUGGUAAUCGAUAGAAAGCUGUUAAUUGUGACUGAUAUGUAAAUCAUGGAAGCUUCUUGACUACUUUUAUUUAAGUACCUAUAUAUCAAAUGAAUUUUUGAAAUAAAUCAAUUUGUUAUCUACAA
Messenger RNA from Colias croceus (clouded yellow), 1275 nucleotides. RefSeq names its product probable galactose-1-phosphate uridylyltransferase (gene Galt). The coding region runs from base 35 to 1093 and encodes 352 amino acids. Gene Ontology annotation, molecular function: zinc ion binding; UDP-glucose:hexose-1-phosphate uridylyltransferase activity. Lineage: Eukaryota; Metazoa; Arthropoda; Insecta; Lepidoptera; Pieridae. The record is from RefSeq and is a predicted model, not a curated record. Gene Ontology annotation, biological process: beta-D-galactose catabolic process via UDP-galactose, Leloir pathway. Gene Ontology annotation, cellular component: cytoplasm. The transcript has 8 exons.